CAUUGAUCAACUUCGAACUCGUCCAACUUUCAGCCACUCUGGCGCAAUUCCCCCCCCCCCGCUCAUCGCUCCAGCCACCCAGCUUGCCACCCAAGGACAUUGACAAACUAACAAAGUAGCACACUCAGCGAGUCAGCAGGAGCGAGCGAGAGAUGGACGCCAAUCUGGAGGACUUCCAAGAGCUGACGGCCGUGUCGAGCCCAGGACCGAGCGGCGGCCCUCAGCACGGCUACAGCUUUGAAGAGACAAUGGGCUACGGGCGGUACAAGAGCUCGACGGAAGCGACCGUUGCUGCAGUGGCAUCGUCCAGCAAGCUCGCUUCGCUGCGAUCGAACGUGCGCAUGAACAACAAUGCAGAUGUCGGCGGAUUCACGGGCGACGAGAGCGUCUCGGACGCGGCGACCGCGCGGCUCACAAACCGCCAGCGCGACCAUGACGAAGAGUCCGUCGCCAGCACCACAGACGCGCCAGCCAAGGACCUGCGUUACUACGACAACAGCUUCACCACAUUGCUCCUCAAGCGGAUUCGCUACUGGUUUUUUGAGCGCUUUGGCGAUGAUUGGAUCUUUUUGGCACUCCUGGGUAUCCUUUCAGCCUUUAUUGGUCUAGCAGGCGAUCUGUUUGUCGACGCGCUCUCGAAAAUGCGCGAACAAAUGCUUUACGUCACAGACGUCGUGUUUGGCCAGUACGUCCUCUGGAUCUUGUUCUCCAUCACGUUCGGCGUGUUUGCGAUCGGCUUCACCCACUAUGUUGCCCCGACUGCCGUUGGCUCUGGCAUUCCUGAAAUGAAAACCAUUCUUAAGGGCAUCGAUUUGUUCCAUUAUCUAUCUCUCCGCACUCUCCUGGCCAAGUUUAUGGGCCUGUGCACUGCGCUCGGUGCCGGCCUUCCCUUGGGCAAAGAAGGCCCUUCAGUGCACAUUUCUUCCAUCAUUUCUCACAAACUUUCAAGACACGUCUUCAAGAGCAUUGGUCGCAAUGAAGCGCGACGCAUGGAAAUGCUCAGCGCUGCAUGUGCCGUCGGAGUGUCGUCAAACUUUGGCGCGCCGAUCGGUGGUGUGCUCUUCUCGAUCGAGGUCACGUCCACUUACUUUGCCGUCCGCAACUACUGGCGUGGCUUUUUCGCUGCCGUCAUGGCCGCUCUGAUGUUCCGCCUCUUUGCUCUUGUUGCCAGCGAUGAAAGCACCAUCACCGCACUCUUUACGACCGAGUUUGACGAAUUCCCAUACAAUGCUCAGGAGCUUUUUGCUUUUGCCAUCAUCGGUGUGAUUGCCGGCUUUUUGGCUGCAUUCUUUGUGUGGACGCACCGCCAACUCAUCGAAGUGCGCCGUCGCGUUAUUACCCGCUGGCCGCGAUUGGGCGAAAACCGCUACAUUUAUCCGACCAUUGUCAUCUUCCUGAUUGCCACGUUCAACUUUCCAAAGUUCAUGGGCCACUUUAUGGGACUGACGCAGAAGGAGGCCAUCAACGAGCUCUUUUCGUCGACGAAGCUCUCGACGUCGGGCGACUGGGAUUCUCCCAACAUUUUCUUCACCCUUCUGCUGUUCAUGUGCUUCAAGUUCAUCAUGACAGCCCUGGCUGUUGCUCUGCCCGUGCCUGCUGGUGUUUUCGUUCCCAUCUUUGUUGUCGGUGCCGCCUAUGGUCGCUUCAUGGGUGAGCUCAUGGCGGUCAUGUUCCCGCACGGCAUCAGCGACAGCGUCUCUGCAGCGAUCAUUCCUGGUGGCUAUGCUGUCGUCGGUGCAGCUGCCCUUGCUGCGGGUGUUACCCACACGAUCUCGACCUCCGUUAUCGUCUUUGAAUUGACUGGGCAAAUCCACCACAUUCUCCCAGUCAUGAUUGCUGUUCUGAUUUCCAACGCCGUGUCCCAAGCGCUCAUGCCGUCCUUCUACGAGUCCAUCAUCCAGAUCAAGAAGCUUCCGUAUCUGCCCGAUCUGCGCAAGAAAAAGACGUACAACACGACCGCCGGAGACAUUAUGAAUUCGGAUCUGUUCUGGAUUAGCGCCAAGUCGACCUACGCGGACAUUCAGCGCCUGUUGGCGCAGUCCCACCAUCGCUCCUAUCCAAUUGUCGAUUCCGAAGACAACAUGAUCCUCAUCGGCUCCAUCCGAAGAGACCACUUGGAGUCAAUGCUGGCGCGACAACUGGCUCGUGCCAUCGUCGAUGUGAAGCAGACUAUUGCUGGCUUGGAGGCGUCCAUUGGCAUUGACUCGCGAAACAACUCACGGCCAGGCUCGCGUGCCGGCUCGCGCUCGAGUUCGCGCGCGGGCUCACGCUCUGGCUCACCCACACGCGAGUUUGAAGAGCCCGGCGUUGGCCGCGACACUUAUUUGGCUGAGGGCGAGAUUGCCGUUCGACGCGCCUCCACUCGUAUCUUUAACACGUCGUUCGUUUCUGAGGAUGCUCUUCAAGACGACGGCAACGAUGAUGAUGGAGCGCAACAUACGCUGUCUGUGCCUGCAGAGGCCAUUCUUCAACGAAAGCUCGAGCUGCUCCGCGAAAGUGUCGACUUGUCAGGUCGCCGUGUGGAUGCUUCUCCAUUCCAGAUUGUUGCCCGCACUUCGCUCCACAAGGUGCACACGCUGUUCUCGUUGCUGGGCUUGACGCACGCCUUCGUGACCUCGCAUGGUCGUGUUGUUGGCGUCGUGACCCUCAAGGAGCUCCGAGCUGCCAUCGAAGGCACCCUGGAGAAGGAGCGAGAGGAAGAGCGCCGCCAACUGCAGCGUGCUGGUUACACCACGAACAAUGGUGGACUAACUCGAUGAUUUCGAUUUCUCUGCCUUUCCAAAAAUUUUGAUUGUCGACGUUGUCUGAUUUUUAUUCUCAAAUAUUGUAUUUUUGUAAUUUUUCGCAUCAA
Messenger RNA from Capsaspora owczarzaki ATCC 30864, 2851 nucleotides. Its product is annotated as voltage-gated chloride channel protein. Lineage: Eukaryota; Filasterea; Ministeriida; Capsasporidae. The record is from RefSeq and is a predicted model, not a curated record. Gene Ontology annotation, cellular component: membrane. Bases 153 to 2759 code for a protein of 868 amino acids. Gene Ontology annotation, biological process: transmembrane transport; chloride transport. The transcript is spliced from 12 exons. Gene Ontology annotation, molecular function: voltage-gated chloride channel activity.